UACGACGAAUGUGAACUAGGAGGAGAAUUCUGGAUCGAAAAGACGACGAUUAGGACGAUAAGAAACGGUCUUGUGAUGGUUCUCUUUUGGUGUUUUAGAUGGAGAGUUAUCAAGGACCUCCGUACAGACGGUAGAUACACACUACUGCAGUGCAAUUACUCAGUGGCUACGUGUACCUGCUUGCGGGGAACGCCAUAUCAGAUGUACCUGGUGCUGGGGGUUCGGUGCCAUCAACAUGAGGUGCAUGUAGCAUUUUGCAGUGGGAUUGGAUAGCGGCUGCAUUAGCGAUUGGCCGGGAUGUGGAAUGGAUGCCGGGCAAGAGAGUCUGAGGGAGGUGAGGGGCCCAUGUAAGAGGAGAAAAAAUAAUAGCUCGAGCAGAGGGGGAGAAGGGGAGGAAAAAAAGCAACGAAAUAAUGACAUAAAAUAAAUUGCAUUAAAAUAAUAAAAAUCAAAUCAAAUAAAUCAAUACAUUGAAUAAAUACCCCCAACCAGCUUCAGACGCAGUCCCGCAAACCCCGACAAAUUGAGAGCCUCGAAAAGCUACUGGAGCGCUGCAAAGAGCCUCCAGCUCUCCACGGGAAGGGCCGCCCUUCUAUAUAAAGAGCCCGGCGAGACCCGAGUUCAAUUUCCAGCGCCCUGAUUCAGAACCUGGGAACCUCGACCGCAGCGGCCUCUCUAGCGAUUGGAUUUUUUUUGAUUUUUUUGAUUUUUUUGAUUUUUUUGAUUUUUUUUUUUUUUUUUUUUUUUUUUUUAGCGCACUCGAGCCCGUGCCGUUUUACAGUGACAUACCGUUUUAGUGGCCGUGCUCAACUUGUCUUUUUUUGCGAUUUGCGUCCAGCCGUUUUAGCGGUUUCCCAUUUCCCUUUCGGUGCCUGAGACAAAAGUGGCUUAUCUGGAACCCCAGAAUUUCAAUCCCUUCCAAAAACACCAAAUUCCCACGUUGCGUGUCACCGAAAAGCAAGUCUUUUCCAAUUUCUCUUCUUCUUGUUUAGACCCUGGUCUUACUCUUUUUUUUUUCUGUCUCUGCCUCCCUUCGAGAGAGAAGCAGGCCAUCCGGUCGUUUCCUCUCUUCUCCCCCCUUCCUUUUCUCUUUUCUCUUUUCCCGCCUCGCUAGAAUUCAUCAUCCUUUUCUUUUUCUUAUUAUUGAAAGCCACUUUUGCCAUCCCUCACAUACUCUGUUCAUCACACCUUUCUCCACCGCAAUUCCCUCCGAGGCUUCGCUUGUGGGCUUUUUUUUUUUUUUUUUUUUUGCCUGUUGUCCGAAGGGCGGGCCAAGAGCAGCAGGCCGAAGACCGAGAUAGCUACGACGUUGGGAGGCAUAUAUUGAUGGUGUCCUUCUCUUAUUCACACUUGCUUGGAGAGAGGCCUGUCUGUAGCGCAUAGGGACUCCCUGCACCUGUGCUUGUUGUCCCCUCGUCACCAUUACAAACACACAACAGCACAUAUCCAUACACGCAAACACAUGCUCUGUAUAUAAUCACACAGACUUACUUGCCUCACACACGGCCAUGUCUUCCCACAACAUGAAGAGAAAGGCGUCGCACAGCGACCCCGGCAACGCUGAUCCUCUGCCCCAUCCCGGCCGCGGCGAUGCCUCGUCCAAGCGGCAGCGCCUCGCCAAGCCCGCGUGCGACGUCACCCGAGGCGUGUCCGACGAGCUGCUGCUGCGCAUCUUCUCCUAUGCCGACGAGCAGACGCUGCUGCACCUGGCGGCCGUGUCGCGGCAGUUCUACAGAGUCUCGUCUGAUCCGCAGCUGUGGCGCCAGCACUACUACCGCAGGUUCAUCCUGCCGCGCGCCAACCGCAUUCCGGGCCUCAAGGUCGCCAACCGCUCGUACGCCCGCGUCCCCAGCAUACGCGAGGCUCCCGGCCAGGGGCAGGGACAGAAGCAGCAAGAGAGCCGAGGCCUGGUCUCAGCCUCAGCGUCUGUGGGGGCCGAAUCGGGACCGGGCAGCAGCAGCAGCAGCAUCGCCAACCGCAGCAGCCUCGGCGUGUCGUCGUCGUUGGCCGAAGCUGAGGCAGCCGAGUUUGAAAUCGACUCCAUCAAGCCGCCCUUUAGUCCGGUAGACCCGUCGGGCAAGGCACGGGAAGCCUCAGACGUCGACUGGAAGCAGCAGUACAGGCUGCGGCACAACUGGGCCCGCGGCCUCUGCGAGGUGCGCCACGUCCAGGUCAGUCCCGUCAACUUUGCCUUGACGCCCAUCGAGGAGCGCCGCACGCUGGUCAAGGUCGUGGAUGGCCUCGCCGUGACGGUGGACAUGCAGGCCGGGCUGCGCGCCUGGGACUUGCGCACUCAGGAGUCUAUUGCGCAGACAACCACCGAGACGGACGAUGGCAUCUGUCUGGUGCCCACGGCGCUGGCCCUGGACGGGGGGAGGCUCUCUGCCGAUGUGCUGGACAUUAUGCUUGGCUUCAACGACGGCACCUUUGGCAUCUGGCGCCUGAUUGUCUCUGAGGGGCGGUUGUCUGUCUUGUACCGCCAGGACAAGAGCUAUGUGGGCAGACUUGUAUCGGUUGCCUACUCGUAUCCUUAUGCCCUGACGGCUGCAGAACUGGGCUUUAUCUCGCUGUAUUCAUUUGAGCGGCCCAGAGCAGAGCCCGAGACUGAGUUGGCCUCUGCUGCAGCUGACGCAGGUGCUUCUUCUGUGUCUGUUGAAGAGGCUGCCAAACAUCAUGGCGGCAAUGAAGAUGGCGAUGCAGCCGAAGAAGAACAGCCAUCCAUAUUCCAGGUGUACGGCGAGGUUGUCAAGAGCAGAACUCUCGCUCACCCGCAGGUGCUCUCGUCGCUCAAGUCUGAUUACUCGCGACAGCCUCUCGUCCUGUCUCUCCGCAAGCUCAAGUCGUCGGCCGUUGCCUCCAUCGCCUACUCCUUCGACACUGCUGGUGGCUGGGCCAUUGGCAUCCAGAACUUUGACAUUCGGCCUUCGGGCAGCUCCAAGCCCGAUGUCAUCACGUCUCGCGUUGCCUACACGCUGCCUGCCGAGACUGGCCACUUUGUCACCUCGACCCAGUACCGGCCAAAGUGCCCUACCUGCUCCAACUUUCCAGAUCUGUUCCUGGAUGACGACGAGGGUGGACCGGCCAAGCUCUGCUACAGCCAUCCGUAUCUCCUUGCCACCAUGCACGACAACACCCUUGUGCUCUUUGUUGUCACUGCCACGGAAAAGUCGUUUGCCAUUUCCAAUGCCAUGAAGCUCUAUGGCCACACUUCGGGCAUUGCAGACGCCGACAUCACCCCGGCGGGCACGGCUGUCAGCGUCAGUGAGCGUGGCGAUGAGAUUAGAGUCUGGGAUCUGGAUGGGCACCACGAUAGCGCGAGUGUCGAGGUCAGGCCCCGGGUGAAUAGGAGCUCUGGCGAUGCCCAAGACGCUGCCGCAUCAGAGGAUGCCGAACCGAGGCGAAACUGGGUUGGGACUGACAACCAGAGGGUGACUGUUCUUCGACAGACGUCGGACGGGAGGGAGAGCUUGGUCACGUAUGAUUUCACUUGAAUCUUGACAUGUUGAGGGAACAGAUUAAAAUGGCAUGUAUAGCCUUGGAUGGGUUGAAAAAAAGGAAUGAUUUUUUUAUUUUAUUUGGAUGGGUGAUUUGGAUGCGAUUAAGAUGGCAAAUGCAUUUUGGUUUGGGAAUAUUUGGCAGGCGAGCUCGUUUUAGCUAUUUACAGAGGUAUUCCAUCUUUUCAUAAAUCUGGCAGUGUUCUUAUUUCUUUGGUAUCUAUUGAAGACUGCAUUCAUCGCGUGAUGAGGGAUGGUGCUACUGCAGUGAGGAAACUCAUGAAUUCUGUUGUAGUCUUCUUUCUUUGAAUGUGGUUUCUCAAAUGCAAUAAGACAUAUUUUUAGUGUCUUGUCCCAAUCUAUUUUGAAGUUUUGUCUUCAUCCAUCGUCAGACCUGCCUUCUCUCAACACAUGCGACGUCUCAAGCCAAUAACGAACAUGUCAUUUUCAAAUCUCAUCUCCUAGAUGUUUAUUUUUACGCAUGUUUGCCGGCCUCCGCGCACGGCCGUCGGAUGAAAUCCCGUUCGAUGCAACAAUAAGCAUUCUAGAUUUUGCCUUUGCUUACCCUCAAACACAAUAGAGAACCAGCCGGCUGUCGCUCGUUUUGCAUCCCUGCUAGACGUGCCGCGGCGCCCCGAUGCGACUCUGUAGAUUGAUACGCGACAAGCUUAUGAAACAUGAGUGUACCCUGCUGUAAAGAAAUUGGCGGGGGUUUAAAUUCAUGGUGGGAAACAUUUGACGUGAGAGGGAGGGGGCAGGAGCUGAAAGAGAGCUCGCAUGUAUUACUGCUGUUGGCGGUGGCUAGCAUUGGAUAGCAAGGGUAUGCAUUCCUUUGGAAUGCUAUUUUGUGAGCGUGAGAA
Messenger RNA from Trichoderma atroviride IMI 206040, 4354 nucleotides. RefSeq lists its product as uncharacterized. Gene Ontology annotation, molecular function: protein binding. NCBI's taxonomy places the organism in Eukaryota, Fungi, Ascomycota, Sordariomycetes, Hypocreales, Hypocreaceae. The record is from RefSeq and is a predicted model, not a curated record.